Messenger RNA from Lates calcarifer (barramundi perch), 6125 nucleotides. Its product is annotated as tensin-3. The coding region runs from base 431 to 4642 and encodes 1403 amino acids. The transcript has 28 exons. Gene Ontology annotation, molecular function: phosphatase activity; protein binding. Gene Ontology annotation, biological process: dephosphorylation. The record is from RefSeq and is a predicted model, not a curated record. NCBI's taxonomy places the organism in Eukaryota, Metazoa, Chordata, Actinopteri, Centropomidae.
UCCCGUGCCAGGACUUGUGGCGGCUGCAGCGGCAGCUUGGACUGGAGGAAGUGUGUUUUUUUUGGGGGGGGGCCUGAGCAGCAGCAGCACCAGCAGGAGCAACAGCAGGAGCAGCAGCAACAGUUCGGGAACCAUUAUAUUUAAAUCACGACAGCCACGGAAAAGGUCGAGGAGAGCACCGGAUCCUGCCUUGGACAAAGUGAACUAAACAGAAGCGGCUUGGGAGCACAUUCCAGCAGAGGAAAAUGAGCCUCUCAGUCUGCUCUAAGCCCGUAUGACGGGGCUGAGGGCUCUUUGACUCAGGACUUUUACCCCACUCUUUCUCUCUCAGCAGCUCUGGCUUACAAAGGGAAUCAGAGCGGGUGAAAAAAAAAGAGAAGGAUCAAAGUGCUCGCUCUCGGUUUGAAAAGGCAGUCCCCACGAUUCAGGGAUGGAGGAGGGAUAUGAACUCGACCUCACGUACAUCACGGAACGCAUUAUUGCCGUGUCCUUCCCCCGGGGUUGCUCGGAGGAGAUCUACUCGCACAACCUGAAGGAUGUCACGCGAAUGCUCAAGUCCAAGCAUGCAGAUAAUUACCUGAUUAUCAACCUCUCUGAGAGAAGGCACGAUCUCUCUAAAAUGAACCCAAAGACCCUGGAUACGGGCUGGCCUGACCUGCAUGCGCCACCUUUGGAUAAGAUCUGCACCAUCUGUAAGGCCAUGGAGAGCUGGCUCAAUGCUGACCCUCUACAUGUGGUGGUUAUACACUGCAGGGGCGGCAAGGGUCGAAUCGGCGUUGUCAUUUCAUCAUUUGUGCAUUUCACCGAUGUGUCAGCCAGUGCUGAUCAGGCGUUGGACCGCUUCGCCAUGAGGAAAUACUACGAUGAUAAGGUCUCAGCUCUGAUGACACCCUCGCAGAAACGGUAUGUUUGGAUCCUCAACAGCCUUCUGAGUGGGUCCAUGAAGAUCAACGCCUCGCCCUUGUUCCUGCACUGUGUCAUCCUUCAUGGGAUACCCAACUUCGACACCACUGGAGUGUGUCGUCCAUACAUCAAGGUUUACCAGGGAAUGCAAGCAGUGUACUCAUCUGGAAUCUAUCAUAUUGGUCCAGGCCACAGAGACCGGGUAUGCAUCACCCUGGAGCCAGCCCAGCUUCUAAAAGGGGACAUCAUGAUUAAAUGCUAUCACAAAAGUGACCUAACUUCAGAGCGUGAAGUUAUUUUUCGACUGCAGUUCCACACGGGAGCAGUGCAGGGCUACAACCUGAUGUUUGAAAAAGAGGACAUGGAGUCUGCCAGCAAAGAUCCCAGAUUUCCAGAUUAUGGUAAAGUGGAGCUGGUGUUCUCAGAGGGACCGGAGAGAAUCCCAGGUGCUGACAGGUGGCAAAAUGGGGCAGAUGUUAUUGUGGACUACAACACAGCAGAUCCUCUAACCCGCUGGGAUUCCUACCAGAACAUCUGUGAUGGUGAAGACGGGGAUUGUCUGGUGUUCUUACCUGGCAUUGGCAACGAAGCGCCACGCUCUCAAGGCCUAACCCAGGACAAAGCGGCUAACAAGAGGAGCCCCGGAGCCAGCGUGGAGGCGACGCUGGGCAGAGGGGCCCGCACGACCUCCACCACCUCCAGCCCUGACCACAGUGACCACGCCCUCUCCGUCAGCAGUGACUCGGGCCUGUCUAGCACUUCCCUGUGGGCAGACAGACCCACGCCCGUCAACUCCUCCGCCACCGUUGCUGUCAGGGCUAACCAGGGCCCCAGCCAGCAGGAGAAGGUCCAGCUGAAGCGCCUUCUGAGUGGCUUUGGUCUUGAGGAUCCCUCACUGGAGGAGAUGGAUGACCAGGGCCCUAUGGUUGGCAUCCAGCAGGUAGUCCCAGCCCAAGUUCACAUCAACGGGGAUCCCCGUCCCAGAGAGAGAGAAACUGACAUCCUGGAUGACGAGGUCAUUACAGGUCACGAUCUGCACAGCGUGGACAGCUUGGGGACCUUGUCGUCCUCCUGCCACAAGAGCAGCCAGAACUCUCUGCUGUCGGACGGCUUUGGGAGUCCCGGAGGUGAGGAGCAGCAAAGCCAGAGCCAGCACCACCUUCACCAUCCUGCACCCCCUCCCAUGGAGGAAUAUGAGAGAGCCUAUGCUGAGGGAAGAAGGGGCUGUCUGAGCUCCCGGAGCAACUCUGUGGCCUCCUCCAAUCCCAGUAGUGCUCCCAUGCCCAAGCAGCAUGUCUACAGACAGGGAAGCUAUUCCACACAGUCCUGGGUUCGCCAGCAGCAGAUGGUCACCGCUCAACACUUAAUCUACAUGCCAGAGGAAGGAAACGAUACUGAAAGAUACCCAGGGAGCAAGCAGGGGAGCAGUUCACCCAAAGUGGGCCUACCCGCCGAAGCGCAGGGCCACACCAGGGACACUACAGUGGAUGCUCUGAGAAACGCGCCGCCCCACCACAAGGAACAGAAAACGAUAAACAAUAACAACAACAAACAGGACGAGGAGUUCAAAUCUUUAACUAUGGACAUCGACAACUCCAUCGAUCAGCUCAACCAGCUGAUCAUGGACCUGGACCCCACGUUCAUGCCGGUGGCAGGCCACAGCAGCUCCAUCAAGAGGAACGGCAGUGCGCACGUAAACAGCUCCGUCGGCAAAUGCUCAAACGGCAUCAAUCUCAGAUUCAGCGAUAAUAACGCAGCAACCCUGACAAACACACAGCAGACAGCUGCCCAGUCCAGUGAGGGGCGCGUGGGUGUCACGCGGAGUUUGAGUCACCAAGGAAGUGAUGUCACAGAUCACCCAGGCUUCUGUAGUUCAGGGUGGGGUGGGACGGAGGAGUACAGGGGCCAGCGGACAUACUCCCCCUGUGUGCCGCAGUCCCAGCAUCCCAUGUUAUACAGGACUGACAGCGCCGACUACAGGGCUCAGGGCCCAGACAUGGACAGUGGGGUCGAGGCAGGGAGUGACAUGACUCCGCCCACUCCUGCUUUCCCCAUCUCUCCACCAACACCUUAUGUGAAAAACAUGUCAGAAUUCAUGCACAUCAGGCAAACACCAUCUCCCAGCAUGCAGUCGUAUGGAGGCUACAGAGGGGACCACGAACCACGGGAAUAUUCAGAGAUGAUUUGCCACGUCGGAGUUGAUGGUUUGCCAGACUCCUCCCUCAACUGCCACAGGACACUAAAUGCUACACACUCUGCCUCUAUUGUUGGGACGCUUCAGCGGACAGACAGCUCAUCCAUGAAUCAGUCCUGGCCAGAGCAUCCUGUCCUGACCCGCCACUCCUCCCUGAGCAGCUACACCUCCACCAGACAACCACUGCCACACUCUAUGUCACUGGACUACAGCCACCACUCCCCUCCCCUGCACCACCCCCACAUCCACCCUGCCCCCAACGCCCACAGCUCCCCUCGGAGCAGCCAGCGGAGCCGCAUGGCACGCUACGCCCUGAGCCACAGCCCGGCUCAGAGCUUUGACGAGCAGGACGACUCAGGUGUCAGCUACGGCAUGGACUGCCCGAACUCCAGUUCCUCUCUGCUGGGGAACGGAGGCAUGGACAGGGAUCUUUUGACCUCUGUGGAAGUGCAGAAUCGGUCACAUCAGAUGCCCCAGAUUCAGCCCCCGCUCCUGCCCGAGAAGAAGAGGGCGUCGGACGGGGAGCACUCGCUGGGAACGGCCUCCCCGGCCCUCAGUGGGUUCUCGAGUCCCCACAGUGGGAGCUCAGUUAGUAUUCCCUUCCCCAACGUCUUGCCUGACUUGUCAACUCAAACGCCAGGCACAGCCUCACCUCUGCCAGAUGUACUGGCCAGCAAGCAGGUUACUGUAAAAUUUGUGCAGGACACAUCAAAAUUCUGGUAUAAGCCAGAUAUCUCAAGGGAUCAAGCCAUUUCAGUCUUGAAGGACAAGGAGCCUGGCUGCUUCAUCGUGAGGGACAGCCACUCCUUCAGAGGGGCCUAUGGACUGGCAAUGAAGGUGGCUACACCCCCACCUUCCGUUCUCCAACAGACCAAGAAAGGAGGCGAUCUAUCCAACGAAUUAGUGCGACACUUCCUGAUUGAGUGUACACAGAAAGGGGUUAGGUUGAAGGGUUGCCCCAAUGAGCCCUAUUUUGGAAGCUUAACUGCAUUGGUGUGCCAACAUUCAAUCACUCCCUUGGCCCUGCCCUGUAAACUUAUUAUACCUGACAGAGAUCCUCUUGAAGAUAUUGUAGAGAAUACCUCACAGUCGGUCACCAACUCUGCUGCUGAGCUGCUAAAACAGGGUGCAGCCUGUAAUGUGUGGUACCUGGGCUCGGUGGAGAUGGAGUCCCUCACGGGCGUCCAGGCGGUGCAGAAAGCCACCAGUAUGACUCUGAGCUCCAACCCUCUUCCAACCUCCACCGUGGUCCACUUCAAAGUUUCCUCCCAAGGAAUAACCCUCACUGACAACCAGAGGAAGCUCUUCUUUAGGAGGCACUACAAUGUCAAUACAGUCAUAUAUUGUGCACUGGACCCUCAAGAUAGAAAGUGGAAGAAAGAUGGUUGCCCCUCAGCAAAGAUCUUCGGCUUUGUGGCAAGGAAAACUGGCACUUCCAUGGACAAUAUAUGUCACCUGUUUGCAGAGCAUGACCCUGAGCAACCAGCAAGCGCCAUUGUCAACUUUGUGUCCAAGGUGAUGAUUGGCUCGCAGAAGAGUAAGUAGGACGGAGCUGAACACCUGGACUGACUUUUACUAAGAGCAGAAACAACAAAUAAAGGACAAAAUGUAGGGACUGAAAAUGAUGAUGGACAUUAACCUUGGAUAUUAACUGGAUAUUAUAUACAUUAUGAUCACUUACCAGCACCAGGACAUUUAAUUAUAUCUUUUAGCAGAAAAUAAAAAUCCUCCUCUAAUUUUGUUAUUUUUCUUUCCUGUAAAAUGAACUGUAAAUGAAUCAAUUAAGAAAAUCAAGAAAUGUGUAAUUUUUUCUACUGGUUUAAAACUGUAAUACCUUACACAGUUAUUCAUUCUUGUCAUAUUUUAACUAUAUAACAAAAAGGCUGCUUUUCUUAUUCAUGUGUAGAAUUUUUAUGGAAAAAUCAAGAAAACCCUGCGUUUGCAUGUUACUUUUUUUCUCUAAUAUUUAACCAAAACAAGCUUUGUUCAAGCUAUUAACAUCCUGUAAAACUCUAGCAGAUGUAGAAGCACCUCUACGCUGCAUUACUCCAGUAUUUCCUUGUGGAGUUAAAAAUGUGCAAAAGAGGUGCAGGAAAUAUGUAUAAUUUGGACUCUGGGACUGGCUACAUCGAAUACAGGAUUAUUUUAUCUAUGCAAUGUAAAAUUUUAUUUUUUUAAACCGCCCUCUGUACAUGUGCAGCAUGUACAUGGCUUCUCUGAACUUAUCUUAUUAAGACAUGUGAAUAAUGACCACUUAUAAAGCUGUCGGCAACAGUUUAAUGAAAGAGUGUGUGUGUGUGUGUGUGUGUGUGUGUGUGUGUGUGUGUGUGUGUGUGUGUGUGUGUGUGUGCUGAGAUGAGAGAAACCUUAGAAAAAUAUUUUAAUUAAACGCUAAUAUAUAUGGACUUGACAGAAGUUGGUUAAAAACACAUCAGUACUUUGUGUAGAAAACAGUGGCUUUCCACUCUUAGCUGCCACAUUUUACCAUCUCUGUGGGGGCACACGGCCAAUAACAGCACUGCAGUGUUUCAGUAUCAAAGAUAAAUCAGUAUACAUCAUUUUGUACAUUUAUUGUGACUUUUAAAAAUUAAAAAAGUCAAGUGUUGGAAUUGCAAAAUUACAUUUAUUAUUUGACAUAUCCAGCUGGUCAUCUGUCAAUGACAUAUACAAUAUACCUGCUCUGGGAGAAAGAUAAAGAUAUUUAUUAUCCCAGCUUAGUGUCUGUUAACACUGUAUAUGAGAUGAUGACCAAAAAAAAAAAAAAAAAAAUCAUUCCUUUCAGCUAUUUUUUUGUGUUGGGGAGCCAUUUUAUUCAGAGAGGGACCUACCACCACAAUAAAGCUCUGUUAAUAUUCUUACAUUGAUUAUGUGCAAAUUUUUUAUCAUGUUCGUGAUCUAUUGUCUGUACCUCAUACUUAUCUCAUAUAAUACUGUGCCUCUGUUUAUAACAUGCUACAUGUGAACAGUUUAUUUGUAUAUUAAUAUUAUGUUGUUUGAUGUGUUCUGUAAAUAAACAAAAGGAAACAUC